This is a messenger RNA of Anopheles coluzzii, 2447 nucleotides long. RefSeq names its product RNA-binding protein lark (gene lark). The record is from RefSeq and is a predicted model, not a curated record. Gene Ontology annotation, molecular function: mRNA binding; zinc ion binding. Lineage: Eukaryota; Metazoa; Arthropoda; Insecta; Diptera; Culicidae. Bases 445 to 1485 code for a protein of 346 amino acids. Gene Ontology annotation, cellular component: cytosol. The transcript has 3 exons.
CAGUCUAAUGACAGUUCUCGAACCAAUCGCAAACAGUGGUGGUGAAAAAGGCAAUUCCGUGUGAAAAGCCGAUCUCGGAAAAGGGCUUUUAAUUGUGGGCCCCUUUUUCACGUGUAAAUUACAUUCACGUACCUCCGAUUUGUCGCCCGGCUGGUACGGCAAGAUUAUUCCAAGUUUCCGUCUACCGCCGCCGGGUUAUUAGCCGUCGAAGUGAUCGUAAUCGUCGUCCCUCGGAAGAAGUCGCCGUCGUCGUCGUCGUCGUGAAAAUCCGUGUUCCGGUUCCGGUUUCCGAGUGCAUCGGACAGCGCGCGACUAUUUUAUUACCACGACCCCCCGCCGGUUCCGUCCUUCUAACCGCGCGUGUUAGGCCCGCGAGCAAACCAUAUUACGCGUAUAACUCCCCCCCGUAUCCAUUGCAUCCUCCGCGUGCCCCGGCCCCGGGGCAUGAGCAAAGCGGUCAAGAUAGAUUCGACUAGCGAAAGCGGGCGGGAGCUGCCGCCCGGUACGUUCAAGCUCUUCAUCGGCAAUGUGGACGAGAAGACGCAACCGUCCGAGCUGCGGCCACUGUUCGAAAAGUAUGGCACGGUCGUCGAGUGCGACGUGGUGAAGAACUUCGGGUUCGUGCACAUGGAGAACGAGGACCAGGGGCGGGAAGCGAUCCAGCACCUGAACGGGUACGUGAUCGGCGGGCAGCCGAUCAAGGUGGAGGCGGCCCGGAGCCGCCGGGCCCCGAACGCCAACACGACCAAGAUCUUCGUCGGCAACCUGACGGACAAGACGCGCGCGCCGCAGGUCCGCGAGCUGUUUCAGAAGUUCGGCUCCGUCGUGGAGUGCGACAUCGUGCGCAACUACGGCUUCGUGCACCUCGACCCGACCGGCGACGUGAACGAAGCGAUCCGCGAGCUGAACGGCAUGAUGGUGGACGGCCAGCCGAUGAAGGUGCAGGUGUCCACCAGCCGGGUCCGGCCGAAGCCGGGCAUGGGCGACCCGGAACAGUGCUACCGGUGCGGCCGGGCCGGCCACUGGUCGAAGGAGUGCCCGCGCCUGAUCUGGGCCGAGCGGGGCUUCCGCGAGCGCAGCAUGUACGCGCGGGAUCCGUAUCCGCCGCCGCCGCCGCCGCCCUUCCUUCGCGAUCGUAUAAUGGACGGAUUUCGGGACACCUUUGACUACUACGACCGGUAUGAGGAUCCGCGCGACCUGUUCGAACGCCGGUACGGCAUCCGGGGACGUGAUUUUCCCCCCAUGAGGCGGGAACCGAUGCCACCGAUACCGCCGCUGAUGCGGCGCAGCGUCACGGAAAGCAGCCGGGCCAGCAGCAGCAGCUACGAGGCGAUCUUUAGCCGCCGGACGCCACCACCGGCCAGCCGGAACGGUACGAGCAGCAUCAGCCGGUUCGGCGUAUACGAAGACUUUAGCCGCGACUCGUUCGACGAUCGGCGUGGGCUGCGCGGACCGUCGCCCACCCAUCGAUACGCACCGUACUGAGACGGAUGGAAUUAGGGCGGCGGACCACUCCGCCGCCAUUGUGGUGGGAAAAAGGGGAGAGAAUUUCUGACAAAUUCGAUGGACAUGGAAUCGAAUGUUGCUCACAGCCGAUGGAAUUUAGUGGGGGAGGGAUAUUCGUGUAAAAUCGCGCAACAACUGCAACAAAACACACUCAAAUGUUUGUGUAUUGCACACACUCUACUGCAAAAGGGAUGGAAAAGGGGGACGUAAAGAUUGAUUGUGGAGCCAGUGCCACACGUGGCGGCCCCUAUACCAUGCUCUGGUUGGACGCAAUGAUGCUGCAAGGUUGUACUUACAGCUGUUUAGAAACUGUAAAACGAAAAGAACAGAGAGGAAAACAAGGCAUAUUACAAUUAUCCGUUGUUAUCUGUAAAGAGAGGGGGUGAUGGUACACUAUUGCAGCUAUAGUGCCCGGGUUUACCGGGAAAACGUCCUAGAAAGGAAUAACAAAUUCUCAGCAAUCGUGGCGAGAGUGCAUUUCCUCUGCAAAACAUUUCUUCAUCCACAUUUUAAUUUACACAUAGUGAAGUAUUUUCACCCAGUAGCUCGUAUGAACUAUUUUAUCAGCGUUACUCAUCCUCAUUUGGACUUUUUUUCUGUUUUGUCGCUUUUAUAUGUUUAACCGUUGCUACAUUACAGUACAGCCGUAAAUAUUGUAAAGUUCUUAACGCGCUAGAUGGAGAGGGAGAGAGAGGAUUAACAAGGGGCGGGAUAUGAUUCCUUUUUUUAUAUGUUCAUAUGAUCUUUUGACAUUGAAAUCUUGACGUCCUUGCGGAGGAUUUACAAGGUCAGCAGUCUCGUGCUGAGACCGAAAGAUGAGCAAAGAGAUCACGAACAGAGUGCAGAGAAACGGGCUACAACUGAAAGCUAUAACUUGUAAUAACUAUUCUUAAGCUACUACUGAAAGAUAUAAUAAAACGAAAUGUUUUAAAAUACCUUAA